This is a messenger RNA of Brassica rapa (field mustard), 6962 nucleotides long. RefSeq lists its product as uncharacterized. Gene Ontology annotation, molecular function: zinc ion binding. NCBI's taxonomy places the organism in Eukaryota, Viridiplantae, Streptophyta, Magnoliopsida, Brassicales, Brassicaceae. The record is from RefSeq and is a predicted model, not a curated record.
CCUAAAUUAUGCACGAUGCAAAAGUUAAUUGGGAUGAGAUGCAAUAAACCUAAAGCGUACAUAUGACGUAAUGAAAUAGAGGUACUGAAUAAUUUUUUCACCAGGCCCGGCCCAUCAUAUUAUGAUGUUUAAAAGAUUUCAAACCCAGCAAUAGCACCAUUGCACCACAACUACUUUUUAGUAUUGAUACCCUCAAAGUUUAUAAUUAUAUAUUUGGCACCUAAAAUACCAGGUCUAUGAGUUUUAGUUCAAAGGUGGCUGUACUUCCAACUUAGUUUGGUUCGAUCAAUGUGGUUGGACCCGAUGGAUGAAGAUUACGUCAGACUAGAAUACAUUAAUUUUAUCUGUUGUUAUUACAGAUUAAAGCACAUCCUAUUUCUCGUAGUAGAAUAAGGUUCGAGAAGAGUUAGGCAGUUCUACAGACACCUCUUUUCUGGUUUCAUUCAAAGAGUACCACGUUGUAGAUUUAUUGCUUGCCUUGCUAUGAAUAACAUGCUCUCAUUAGGAGACUGGAUGCUUGCUUGGAGAAGACACCAAUCAUGUGUUCAUUGUGGUGAACGGGAAGAGUUUCGAGGUAGUCUAAGAGCAUUAGAAACAUAUCCAAUGUUAUUUUAAUUUUUUUAGAAAAUAGAAUAAUUAUAUAAUGGAGCUGUGAAACUUAAAAUUUACUUCGUUUAUAGUGAAAAACGAAACAAUAACUAAAAAAUAAAUUUAUCAUUCAAUUUAAAUAAUGAUUUCAAUUUUUCUUCUAUUGGAAUAUAAAAUAGAGAAAUUGUUUUCGGAAGUUGUGGCUGAUCAUUUGGAAUUUUCAAAAUUAACUUUGCUUCAGUAAGCGAAAUGUUCUCUAUAGAGGACGUUUGUAGAGCCUUAUACGCGACAGCUGAAUGGCAAAGUAAUACCGAUACCAUACAAUAUAAAGCGCAUAAGCUCAUAAUGGGAACCACUACUAUCAGAUUGCCUAAAAUGCAAUUUUGACAGUCGUUAUCGUCAAGGAUGAAGACUUUGGAUAUGGGAUGGAUUGUGCGUAAUGAUGCUGGAAUACAUAUUCUUCGGGGAUGGCAAGAGUGGUGGGGGUAACAUCAGUCUUAGAAGCAGAAACAAUGGGUUGUUUUGUAUGUUCUUCAACAAACUUGGAUAAAGGGUCGGCGAAAUGUAUGGUUCGAAGGGGAUAAUAGUGAAUUCAGCAGGAUUGUAAAUUUGACAGAACACAGUGUUCAAUUUGGUAAUGUAUUAUUUGAAAUUCGGUAUUGGAUGUAUUUGUUACCAGAAUGCUCGUUGAGUCAUGUCAAACGGCACGAAAUCAAGCUGCCGAUAUUUUGUCAAAGAAGGUGUAUGAUAGUUCAAGUUUCUUUUCUAUAUUUGAUUGUCCGCUUCAUUAUAUUGGUUUAUUGACUAUAGUAUAUAUCAUAUAGACUAUAUGUAGUACCCCCCCCCCCCCCCCCCCUUCACAGUUGAUUAAUAAAUUAAGUUUAUGUCAAAAAAAUAAAUAAAGUUUCGAAGUUAUAAAAAGGGAGUAGAAUUGAAAAUGUUACUAUAAAUCUGAUUUUGAAACAAAAAAAUAAAGUAAAGUUGAAAAUGCUAUGUAGACAUAUAUUGAAAUGUGAUUAUGCAGAGCAUAUUAAUAGAUGUAGGUGAUCAUAUCCAGCUAUCCACAAUAUUCUAUAUAGACAUAUUUCUAUACAAAGCCUUUUUCUAAAUUAUGGAUUAUGCCGAGAAAAAUUGGCUCAGUUUUUGUUUCUGUUUCCGUUUUAGUUUGGUUUAAUUGUAGUUUUUCAAAGAAUAUUUUAUUACAAGAUGGCCAAGAAAUUUCACAUUAAAUAAAAAUUAAAAUAUAAUUUGAAACAUCUAGCUUUUUCCCGUUUUGGUACGCGACAAUAAAAAAUAAAUACACUAUUUGUUUGAUAAAGAUAAUAUUUAAGAAUUUUUGUACAUAUUAAAAAGUAUCAUUCAAUAAAUUAUAUUUAAUUUAUAUAAUUCAAAAUCAAUAGUAGUUCAAAAAUAUAAUCAUUAUCUAUACAUAUUUGUUGACAUAUACAUUGACUAUAUUAAUAAAAUAUACAUUAAAGUUUGAAAAUUUAUCUUAACAAACAACAAAAAUGAGCAGAAAAAAACUCAUCAUUGUGAAACAUAUGGAGUAAAUAAUAAACUUAACAUGUUUUGCAUGUCGCAUGGUUUAAGAUUAAGCUCCACAAUUUAGUGUUUAUUUUAAUAACCGAAAGGUGAUCCGGGCCUUAGACCAUCUCCAAUGGAACUCUAUUUUUUUCUCUAUAAUUUACACUAAAAUAGAAUAAUUCUAUUAUAGUGUAACUUUUGCUCCAGUGGUGUUACUCUAUAAUAUAGAUACUCUAUUAUAGAAUAAAAUAUAGAGGGAUGUCACUUUUCCACUCCAAAUAUAGAGUAAACUGUGACAUUUCUCUAUAUUUUAUUCUAUAAUAAAGUCACCAUUGGAGCAAAAAUUACAUUAUAAUAGAAUUACUCUAUUUUAGUGUAAAUUAUAGAAGAAAAAAGAGAAUCUCCAUUGUUGUUAGACCAGAGUAAUCCUUCAGCCAGAUGCAGCAGUUGAUAGUACUAUGUCCUAAAUCUGUCUUUCCAACGAGAAUCAAACUAAGGGUACAAUGGAACCAACUCCAAAGGCUAAAACCACUAUCCUAACCUGCCGUUGGAUCCACAAUUUAAUAUUUCCAAAUUUAUAUAUGUUUAUAUUUGUUUCUUGAAUAUUUUCCUUUAUAUGUUUUUCGUUUGUGCACCAAAUUCCUUUAUAUGUUAUAUUGUCAAAAUACUAUAAAAAAUCCGCCUAAAAUUAUAGUUUAAUUAAUUUCUUUAUAUGUUUAUCUAUAAAAAGUCCGUCCAUACAUAUAUAUUAGUUUUGGUCGAUAAAAUUCUGGUUUUCCUUUUUAAAACUUUCAGUUUAAUUAAAGAAUUAUGUAAGCACUUGGUUUCUGUAAUUUUAAUAUUUAUUAUGAGAGACCACACGUGAUAAUCUCACACAACGUAAAUAAUCUCUUUUAAGCAUAGUGCUGGUAAGUGCUGAAUUUGAAUUUGGAUAUAAUAGCUUAUAGAUACAAUAUCUUACUUUGAUAAGAAAAAAAGGACAAUGAUAUCUUCACCAGUUGAGUAAAUUGAACUUAGAUUUUAUUUUGAUAUCGAAAAGUAUCAAUUCAAGCUAGUUUGCAUCCAUUUGCCAGCAGCAGAGGCUAGCCAUCUUGGUGCAGAGCAGUUAACAAACGGACAGAGUAGUGCGCAUGGUCGAGCAAAAAGGCAGUCCGCAUGGAUGUUUAAAGAUCGAGCAACUAAUUGUAUGUUUACUCUACUUUCUCAAACUUUCUCAAAAUAUAUGACCUUAAUGAAAUCAUAUUUUUGUAUUUUUUUCAUGCGUUUUAUUUUGAAUAACGUUUGUCAGAAAAAGAUGGUGAUUAUUUUUCUAUAUUAGUUUUUGGUCAACCUGCUAAUUCUUGCUGGUAAAUACAAUUAAUACAGCGUUUAGUAUUAUAUUAUCUGCAAUGCGAGCGGUUUAUCAUCGGCAUCUUCAUAUGUAUGUAUAUGUAGUAUGUACAUAAUGAUAUAAUUCCAAAAUUAAUAAGCUUUUUCCUUGGAAAUUUCGGAGUAAAUAUAGGAAGCUUUGCUUACCUUUAUCGCACCAUCUAAAUUAUAAAGACUACCUUCUUCCUCAAAGUCAAAUUAUGUCCACUCAAUUAUUAUUAUUAUAAUUUGCAUAUUAAUGACCUCAUUAGCCGAUUUCAUUUGUAUUUAAAAUGAUUAAUUUUGAAGGUUAAAACUUUAAAGUUAAUAUAGUUACACGUCUUUCAUAUUUCCGCAUGCUAUCCAUUCUAGGUGUAAAAGAGCAACAGUUUAUGUUGACUGUUAGGACUUUUGAUAUUUCCCUUAUUUAAUUAAUUAUAAAAAGUUGUCCUUUUAUUUUCCUUAUUUAUUAAUAUUUUCUCACAAAACACAAUAUACAAUUGAUGAUACAUUCCUAAUAUAAUUUGUUUAUAUUUCCUUUGCCUUCUACUAAUUUAUUCACACCACAAUCACUUCUUCUUUUUGCUUCUGGCCUCUCCUUCCUCUUCCCCAAGAACCCUGAAUGUUCUUCCUUAACGCUGCUCAUCUGAUCGAUUAAAGGAAUUCAAUUUCUCAUACCCAAAUGAAUCUGAGUGAGAAGAGAACUGUUGAUGGAGAUUGGAUUGCGACACUAUUGAGCUUAGAGUUCUUUGGGACAUGUGUGGAUCAUAAGCAUCUUCGAAAGAACGAGAAAAAUGUCUUUUGCAUUGACUGUAACGUCGAAAUCUGCAGACAUUGUUGUAACACAGAAGCUCACUUUGUCCAUCGUCGUCUUCAGAUCUGCAAAUAUGUUUAUCAAGAUGUUCUGCGUCUCCUCGAUAUUCAACACUACUUUGAUUGCUCCGAGAUACAGACAUAUAAAAUAAAUGGAGAAAAGGCAAUACAUUUGAAUUCGAGGCCGCAAGCAAAAGAUGCAAGACCUUCAACAAAGUCCAAGAAUGCAGCUUCAUGCGUUACUUGUAAAAGAUAUAUUCAAGAUCGUCCUAAUCGAUUUUGCUCCAUCUCAUGCAAGAUUUCAUCAGGCCCUCCGAAAAAGCGUAAGUUUUGUUUCUCUUCAGAAGUGGAACAAAGUGUUUUGGAGAAAGAACAUUAUAAUCAAGAAGGAAGUUUAGAAGAGAAAAAAUCAUCCAUAUCGUCACUCACCGAUGUUUCAGAAGACUCGGAAGCUUUAUUGAGUAGUAAUCUUUCACUGAGACCAUUCACGAGACUACUCAAGAGAAAAGGAAUUUCCCAAAGAUCUCCUCUUCAUUGAUUUUUUUUUCUUUGUUUUUCUAGAUUGUGUUCAAAGCUAUACAGUCUUUGCAUUUUCCAUUUGAAAAUGCUAUAAUAUUGGAUAUUAAUUUUAUGUUUUAAAUUAAUAAUUUAUGAAAAAUAUAGUGAAUGCUGUGAGACAAAAAGAAGAAAUGAGACCAGAGCGAUAGUGAUGUUGAAGGCCGUAUGAAUGAUUUAUUUAUUAUCAUCAUAGAGAAAAGAGAGAUAUGGGUCCAAAAGUGUUCAAAGUUUGGUGUUUAUGAGAUUGUGUUGAUUCACUGGAACCCACAAAUAAAAAAUGUGAAUAUUGUGCAGUAUUCUUAAUGAUUUUAAAGAUCAAACUGAUGGGUACAUUCGUCCGUCAUAUUUCUACAGAAUUUGAUAAAAGAAAUAUAUUUUCUACAGAAUUCGUUUUUUUAACACUAAAACUUCAUUAAUAAGAAGAGAUUACAAGAGUAGAACGCUUUAAUGGAAUAUAUUAGUGAGAUACUGAACCGGCAGGCUUCAAAACUCCGGAACUAAGAACAACUCCAACCCUAAUCCAUAUUUUACAGUAAAAUGGAAUGAAAAAUAAAAAAUUUUAAAAUAAAGGAAAAAUACUGUCUCAAAUAUAUGCCUUUCUGUAGGUUUGAGAUUUUGUUCUUCCAUUUUCUACAGAAUUCAUCCGUUAUAUUUUGUUUUUUUAUAUUCACUAUAUCAGAAAGCUUUUAUUCAAUUAAAAUAUUAUUACCCAUCAUCAUCUCAUUUCUUCUCUCUAAUUAAAUAUAGUAGUGUUAAGAAUUCAUAACUUAAAAGAUGGAAGCACCGACUGACAAAAAGAAGAGCAGAAGCAUGAAUCUAAAGAGGGUGAUUUAAAUAUGUGACAGAAAAUCACGAGUGGUGUUAGUUUUAGUUCCUGCCAUAAAAUAACAUUAUCAAAUCCAACAAGUGUAUAUAUUUAUGAUAAAAUGAUCCUCUAUCUACAGUUUAUUUUGUUUAAUUACAAUACUUAAACUAUAAAAUAUAAAAUCCAACAUAGCUAUGCAUACAGAAAUUUUGACCAUAUACUUGCUUUAAAUUUGAUCUUUUUUUGUUAACAGCUUUAAAUUUGAUCCAAUCUGUCUAAUUUUAAUUAUUCAAUUUUUUAAUAGUUAAGUAGACAUAAUAAAUUUUAGAAACACACAUAAAUGUUGACCACCAGUGCCUCACUAGUCAGCAUGGCUCAUUUAUCGGGCGGAGACGUUUGUCGCGAUAUUAGUCUCGAACAAAAUAAAUUAAAACAAAAACAAGACUUAGCUAUAGUUUUUUUAACCAACUCAAUAUAAUAAAAAUCUUUAAUCAAAAAAGCAUCCUCGUCUUAUGGCUGGAUCACUGUUAUUGAUAAUUAUUGACUCACCUUAUUAAAAGGAUAAUAUGAUCAAUGAUACAAGAAGAAUGAUGGUCAUAAUGUUUUUGCUGCAAAAUCCACUUUCAAAAUUAAAAGGAAAAAUAGAAAGUAAUACAAAAACCAUUAAUUGGAUAUGAUUAUGGCAGACAAAAAGUAAGGAAUAAAAGAAGAAUGUUGUGAGCCAAUUGAAUAUGACAGAUUUAACUGAAGGGGUCGAGAUAUAUUGAGCAAUGGAGAGUAAUGCAUGUGCUUUUCAAUCUCAAUGUUAUGCAUGUUCCACAUGUCAUGCAUUCAUCUUCAGUAUUAUACUCUAUCCAAUGUACUUAAACCCGACCCCGACACUAAACCGGACGAGGUCGCUGGAUCACUUGAUCGACCGCGGAUGAACCGCGGGUUAACAAAUGAAUCAAUUUUAUUAUAUAAUAAUAUAUUAACUAUGAAAAAAAUAUAGAAACCAAAGUUUAAUAUUUUAUACCACCUACAAUAAUAGUUUGAAUACAUAUAUAUAUUUUAUGUUAGAAACAUUUAGAAAAUACUUAACUUGAGAUUUUAUAUUUUUAUUUUUAUUUGACAUACAAAAUAUCAAAAAAUAGUCUAGACUAUUUAAAAUUUCCUGACAAGAUAAUACUUAUGAUAUCCAAAAAAAAAUCAAGACAUAAAUUUCAUAAUUAUUUAAAUGUCUAAUAUGAAUAAUAAAUUAAACUUCAAAUCCAAAAUAAACGAAAAGUAAAAGAUCUUUGUAAUAAAUUGUCAAUAACAAAAAUAAACUAACAUCAAAUCACAUCAA